Molecule: messenger RNA, 3565 nt
Organism: Perca fluviatilis (European perch)
Lineage: Eukaryota; Metazoa; Chordata; Actinopteri; Perciformes; Percidae
Product: tubulin monoglycylase TTLL3-like
Exons: 13
Coding region: 947-3436 (829 amino acids)
Biological process (GO): cilium assembly; protein polyglycylation; cilium movement
Cellular component (GO): cilium
Molecular function (GO): protein-glycine ligase activity, initiating
Source: RefSeq, a predicted model, not a curated record
GCGGCCCCUUUCUGGGUGCCCUUUCUGGGUGCCUUUUGAGCCCUUUCGGGUGUUCCCUUUUGGGUCCCUUUUUGGGUCCCUUUUGGGCUCCCUUCGGGCUCUUUUACCCGAGUGCUUUACGUGGCAUCGGGAUGCCAUGAAGCCUUCUCCAUCUACCCUUGCACUUUCUGUUGCAAUGGGAAAGAUUCAUUAUGCCUCUAGCUGGAGAGGGGUUCCCUUGUGCUCGCUGAGUGUAAGGGAGGAAAAGAAAAAGAAAAAAAGAAAAAAGACUAUCUCUGAGAAGUGGCUUCGAAUACCUCUGUUAAACAGAGGCCAAAAAGUGCUCUUCUCUCUUAGUUUGCCCAGACACUCUUUUCGCUGCGUUUUGGGGAAGAUUUAUUUGCCCUCUUUGACACAGAAGAGGAGAUUACCUGCACUCUUAUGAGUGUGGGAGAAGCAGAGGAAAAGAGAAGCAGCUUUAAAUACCUCUGUUAGAGCGGAGGCUUUAUCUUUAAUUUUAGUUUUAGUUUUAUGUUGUAGAGGACCACUUGCUUUUAAUUUCUGCUUUUGUCACAAAAUAAUAAAAAUCACCGACUUUGGACUAGGAGAGCCAACUUUUGCCAGUUCCUUAUUUUUCUCUGGGAUCGUCUUGCCCGUUGUCAAGCGGGGAGGGUUUCCCCCCUUACGGGGGUUAGUGACUCCUCUUUAACCGCCCGUGGCCAGUUGCGGCCCGGCGGGGAUCGACUUGGACACGCAGACCUCCUGUUAUCUCCUAGUGGGAGUGCAUUUCCCUAUCCGCGCGGCCUGGUCAGAGCGUCUGAGCAUCCCCCUCUCUCAGUUGGGCGACCAAGGAGGGCAAGGCGGGCGUCCUUGAGAAGGAAGGGACCUCCGAUGACCCUGGGAGGACGGCUGAGACCCCGUCUGACCAAACCAUGAAGCAGAGCCAAAGAAAGGGUUCCUAUGAAGAAUGAGAGCUGAUGUUAAUAUGGAGGCCACCAGGUCCAAACAGUCUGUCCAGCUGGGACACCAGACUACUGACAGACGCUGCACACCAUGCCCAGACAGUGGGGAAACGGGAGACUUAUUCAAGGAUCAGAAGGUCACAGCUGUGGUCCAGCGAUGCAACCAAGAUGAAGGCAAAAGCCCGCAAACAAGUACACCUGCUGAGGGCAAAGUUCGCCGCAGUUUUGUCAGCUUACCUGCUCUUAACCCAGAGAGAGUGAGGACAGCCAAAGCUCUUGCGGACAAAGCUGUCAAGAUGCAUAAGGUAUUCUAUAUCCAGGGCCCUUACCCUGUCAUCAGGGCAGCAUUGAGGUCUAGAGGCUGGGUGGAGCAGCGUGUGCACCCCCCAAACCACCAUGCUCACCAGCGCCACAGCGAUGAGGGCAGAGCCAGCUCUAAUGAUGCUGGUGACAGCGAUGACGAUGACGGUGAUCUAGAUGAAAGUGUGACUGUUUCACAAAUGCUAUUCCUAAUAUUACUGGGUGUGGAUUUCUAUCUAUAUCCCAUCAUUAAUUUACAUUGCUCCUUUUUCUCAGACAACUCAGCCAGUGUCGAGAAAGAGCAGGAUCCAGAUGGACUAUAUGAUCUCAUGUCUCGCCUGGUGCGGAAUGAAAUGGUUUAUUUCUAUUGGACAAACCGUAGAGACGCCAUCAACAAUAACAGCUUGCAAAAAGAACAGAUCACCAAUCAUUUUGCAAAAGCAGGCAGCUUCACCACCAAGGUGGGGUUGUGUGUGAACCUGAGGAACCUGCAUUGGUUUGACUCAGCUGACCCAGACACCUUCUUCCCUCGCUGUUACAGACUAGGAGCAGAGGAUGAGAAGCACGCUUUCAUUGAGGACUACAAGAGGACAGCCUGCACCAGUUUUUUGAAGUACAUUGUGGAGAGGGAGCAGGGUGUUCAGGGAGAGGGAAGGAGCCACAACAUUCGGGCUGAGAGGAAACUAACAAAGCGGCAAUCUAGACCAGUGGUCCUUUCCAAAAUGAUUAACAGCGCACUCAAAGUGUGCCACCAGUUUCUCGAGAGUCUGCAGCAUAACGACAUAGACAUAAACUUGGAGACACCACAAACACUUACAAAGGAGGAGUGGGCAGAGUUUAUCAACAGUUACUACCUUGUUGUUCAUGGAGGAGCAGAGAUCGAGAACAGUGAUCAUUUUGUGACCUGCUGCAAAGCCAUGCUACAGAGGCUGUUGGAGGUCAGUCCACAGCUGCACAUAGACGGCAUACACAACAUCUGGAUCAUCAAACCUGGAGCUAAGUCCAGGGGCAGAGGUAUCAAAUGCACCAGGCGUCUGGAUCAGAUCCUCAGGCUGGUGGACAGUGAUCCAACCAUAAUCAAAGAAAGCAAGUGGGUGGUGCAGAAGUACCUGGAGCGCCCCUUGCUGAUCUAUGGCACCAAAUUUGACGUGCGCCAGUGGUUCCUGGUCACCGACUGGAACCCCCUGACUGUGUGGUUCUAUAAAAAGUGCUAUUUGCGCUUCUCUACGCAGCCUUACUCGCUAGAUACGCUGGAUAGCUCUGUCCACCUGUGCAAUAACUCCAUCCAGAAGCACCUGAGACCCUCCCAACAGCGUCAUCGUGGUAUCCCAGCAGACAAUAUGUGGUCGGAUGACCAAUUCAGGACCUUUCUGUCCAGCCAGGGCCAGGAAGCUCAGUGGCAGACAGUGGUAGUCCCCGGGAUGAAGAGGGCUGUGAUCCACGCAUUACAGACAACACAGGAUCUGAUGGAGUCACGCAAAAACACAUUUGAGCUCUACGGUGCUGACUUUAUGUUCGGUCAUGACCUGCGUCCAUGGCUGUUAGAACUCAAUGCCAGUCCCACUAUGGCUCCUUCCACGCCUGUGACAGCCCGCCUCUGUACUGCUGUGCAGGAAGACACAUUACGAGUCGUCCUGGACUGGCGAGCGGACCGCACUGCAAACACUGGAGACUUUCAGCUCAUAUAUAGACAGGCAGCAGUUGACGUGCCACAGUAUGUAGGAGUCAACCUACUUGUUGAGGGCUUCAAGGUCAAGUGCCCCUGCCCACUUCCUCCACUGAGGUCCUCCAACCGUUCAGCACCGAAACGCCGCCGUCCUGUCAAAGAGAAGGAACCUGCAGGAGAAAAAGUAAAGCCUCUGCCUAAGAUGUUGUUGAAAAGUGCAGAGGCUCCGCUCAAAAACAUCAGCAGUGGGGUUCUGCCACCUCCUCCUCUUCCUUCUGAGCCGCCUGGGCCCUUCCCUAUUGAAACCUUCACAAUUCAACUGCCAAUGACUGUGAAGUCCAUCCACCUGCCUAUUAGUGACCAGUCUCACUCUGUACUUUUGUGGAAGAGGAGACCAGAAGUAUCAAAAGUCUGCUCAGAGAAAGACCAACCCUGUACCACAGAGAAGCACCAAGGCCCUUCUUUGUCUUUGGAGAUUAAUGUUUCAAAACAGUCCAGGCAAGCAACCACCAGCACCUUGAGUGCCUAAAAGACUUUCAAAAGAAGGUUUGUUAAACCAUCCACAUACCACAUCCAUCAUCCUUCAGUUUGAACUUUCUUUUUGCGUUUUUUUAUAAUCAUAAUAAUAAUAAUCAUAAUAAAGUCAGACUUUAAUAGA